Molecule: messenger RNA, 1035 nt
Organism: Lodderomyces parapsilosis
Lineage: Eukaryota; Fungi; Ascomycota; Pichiomycetes; Serinales; Debaryomycetaceae
Gene: DUS4
Product: tRNA dihydrouridine synthase
Exons: 1
Coding region: 1-1035 (344 amino acids)
Biological process (GO): tRNA processing
Molecular function (GO): flavin adenine dinucleotide binding; tRNA dihydrouridine synthase activity
Source: RefSeq, a predicted model, not a curated record
AUGCCAUCACCAAUCCCUAAACGACCACCCAGUAAUCGUCCCACCUCCAUAAUCAAGAAAUGUCAAGACCAAAACCGACCAGCUUACAUUGCAGGCCCCAUGGUUCGUUACUCCAAACUACCGUUUCGUGAACUUUGUCGAUUUUACAAUGUUGAUAUUGUUUACACUCCCAUGAUUUUAGCUCGUGAGUUUGUUAGAAAUGAUAUAGCCCGGUACUCUGAUUUCACCACAAAUGACAAAGAUCAACCAGUUAUUGUUCAAGUUGGGGUUAGUAACGUUGAAGAUUUUAUGAAAUUUAUCGAAAUGAUUCACCCAUACGUUGACGGAAUUGGGAUAAAUUGUGGAUGUCCUAUUCGAGAUCAGAUACGUGAGGGUAUAGGAGCAGCAUUAAUGAGUAAACCUCGACUUGUUUCUGAUCUAAUUGCAACCGCAAAAGCCAAAUACGGUGAUUCUAUAUGCAUCGAUACCAAAAUACGAAUUCACAAUGAUAUAAAUGAAACGAUUGAAUAUGUCAAGCUUAUUGAAGAAGCUGGCACUGAUAUCAUAACCAUUCAUGGACGUACCAAAACCACGCGGUCAUCUGUUCCCGUGAAUCUAGAUGCAAUAAAAACAAUACGUCGACAUAUUAAAACUGUCCCUGUGAUAGCCAAUGGUGAUUGCUUCACCUUGGAUGAUUGUAAUCUGAUUGCUGAAUAUACAGGGGUUGAUGGAGUCAUGUCCGCCAGAGGAGUGUUGGCAAACCCAGCUUUGUUCACGGGUUUAAAUAAGACGCCCUGGGGCGCCGUGGAGAUGUUUAUGCAUUUAACAACAAGCUAUGGUUUACCAUACAAGUUGUCACAAUACCACGUGGUUCAGUUUAUGGAGAACAUGGAUAUACCAAGAAGAAUAAUUAAAGAGAUCAAUGAAUGUAAAAGCAUGAUUGAUAUGAUUGACUUGUUGGACAAGUACUUUUAUGUCAAGAGGAAAUUGGAAAAGGGAUAUGCAACAGCAACCGAGCCCCAAUGGAAAGUAAAGUUGAGCAAUGAAGCUACAUAG